Molecule: messenger RNA, 3969 nt
Organism: Callorhinus ursinus (northern fur seal)
Lineage: Eukaryota; Metazoa; Chordata; Mammalia; Carnivora; Otariidae
Source: RefSeq, a predicted model, not a curated record
GAAGAUGCUAGUUGAGCAUUCUGCACUAUGGAGACAUGUACCUGACACCUUACAGGACUGAAUUUUGUGUUCCCAAAAGUCAAAUGGUGAAGUCCCAACCCUCAGAGUGUAUUUGGAGAUUGGGCCUUAAAACUGGCAAUUGAGGUGGGCCCUAAUCCCGUUUGAGUGGUGUCUUUGUGAGAAGAGAGAAUCAGGGCCCAGACACGUGCAGAGGGAUGGCCUUGUGGAGACAGGGAGAAUGGCCGUCUACAAGCUAAGCGGGGAGGCCUUAGAAGAAACCAACCGUAGCAACAUCUUUCAUAUCCAGCGGCCAGAAUUGUGAGAAAAUACAUUUCUGUUGUUUAAGCCCCUCAGUGAGUGGUACUCUGUUACAGCAACCUUGGCAAACUAACACAGUAUGUAUAGUGGGGAAUAAUCUUACCUCUUGAAAGGUGAGAAUGUGUAGCAUCAAAAGGCAUGGUAAGAUUUGAAAUAUUUAUGGGAGCAUGGAAGAAUGAUUCAGAGUUGCCAGACACAUUCGAAAACCCCUAGGAGUAGUAGUUCUGUUUUUAGACCAGGUUCAACUUAUUAGCCAUGUGUGUCAGAUGCAGUCACAGGAAAGGCAGGUACAUGGAGUCACCUGCUGUUGAGGUCUUGAUGGGGAAAUGUGGUUAAUAGUCCAGGGAACAUAGAAAGCGCUGGUCCUGAUAAGUGCCUGUUGAAAUGAGUCAGUGUGGAUUAAAGUGGGUAGGAAAAAUGAAAAGGGAGAAAGCCAGAUGUUUGAGAAGUGGUCAGUACACGGAGGUUCCCAUGUACGGAGAACUGGAUAUGGGGUGUAAUUUCUGUGAAGAAGUAAGGAGAAGUUGUAAUAACAGUAGGGCUUCUGAUUAAGUCAGAAGUGAUGUGAUAUUCCAGGUAAAACCUAGGUGUGGUGGGUAAUCCUUACGGAGCUUGAGCACAGGAGAGAGGCAGAGCAAAAUUAAAAUACAGACAGGUUAUUUCCUAGCUGUGUAACUUUGUUACAUUAUUUAAGUUUUUUGAACCUCUCUGUUCAUUUCACUUGUUAAACUGGUAAAGAAAAUCACCAGGUUUCUUGUGAGGAUGAAAUAAACGAAUACAUGUAAAUAUCGAAGUAGAGUCACAUUUGAUACAAAUUUUUUUUUUUUCCUUUUUCUUGACCUCAGGUACAAAUGGGUGAGUUAAUCCUACUCUUGUUUAUGACACAUUAUCAUCAUUUUCCCAUGAAAUACAUUUAAUUAUUGGUAUUUUAAGGGAGAAUUUACAGUUUAUACAUGCUUUCUCACUGUGUGUGUCUCACACACAUUUGUGUGUAUGUAUGUAAAUGUCCAUAUACAUAUAUAUACGUGUGUGUGUGUGUAAUAAUGCAGGCAUAGUGCAGCUCAUGAAGAUUAACAUAGAACAGGAUUUCAAGGACUUCAGUUUUACCACUUUACUAAAAUAAUCAGGUAGAGCAACUAGAUUUCCUCCCAAACCACAGCCAUUCUGUAUUAUCUGGACGUCCUUGGAAGAGAGGAUUGGGACAGUAAAUGACAGGAACAGUAUGGCUCAUAAAUUCCUCCUUUCUGAUGCAGGGGAUUUUUCAGGAACAGACUUGCAGAAUGAGUGCCACUGAUCCCUCCAAAUGGAAUAAGUCCUUGAAUUGAUGAACCCUGUCAUAAAAUAGACUGUUUAGUUUUUUGGCGAUCCAAAUCCAUGGGCAACAGAUCUAAAAGUUAGAGUUGAGGGAGAGCAGGAAGAGAGUGUGGCUCCAGAAGGCCGCCAUGGAUGCUGGGGAACCCCUGCUUGAGUAUGAGAAUAACGAAAUCUGAGCAAUUCCAGUGUUUACCUACAGAUGGAAACAAAAAUCGAUGUGAGGCCUGAAUCCAGGAUCUCUAGGCUUUGGAAUCAGGGAGGGAAUUAAAUAACUCUGGAUGCUGUGGGCUGAUUAACCUAUACAACUCAAUACUUUCAAUGUUGUUAUUCAUGAAAUCUCUGUAUGUUUUUUAUUAGCAACUGUAGUCCUAGUCUUCUUUUGACCAUGGGAGAUGAAGCGAGUCCUCUGCUUUUCUUGUAGACUGCACUGCAUGUUUGUUGGUUAGGCUGGGGGUCACACCCAGGUAAGGUUUGGGGCUUCGUGACAGGUGAGACUGGAAAUUGUGCACAGGACGGGAGUCUCAUGGCUUCUUUCUCCAUCCUCAGCUUUGCCUGCUUAGUGCUUGGGCUGUCUGUGAGUGAAAACCCAGAGAAAGGAACCUGGCAACUGAGUUAUUGACAAUGCAGCCACUGGAGUCAGUGACAUUUGAAGAUGUAGUUGUAGACUUCACCAAGGAAGAGUGGGCCCUGCUGGACAUAUCCCAGCGAAAACUGUUCAGGGAUGUCAUGCUGGAAAAUAUACGUCAUCUGCUCUCCCUGGGAUAUCAGCAUUGCAAAUCAGAUGUGAUUUUCCCGUUGGAGCAAGGAGAAGAGCUGUGGAGAGAAGGAACUGGAUUUCUCCAAGGCCAGAGUCCAGUUAUUUUAGGCAGGGAAAGUGCCCUUAAAGAACAAGAAUUGAUAGCCACACAACAUAUCAGCAGGAAGGACACAUCUACAGUCAUGCCAGUGCAGAAAUCUCAUACUCCAGAGGAUCCCUUUGAAUAUAAUGGUUUGGAAGAAGAUUUCACUCAUACCUUCAUGUUGACUCAGCAUUUGUUAACUCACACAGAAAAGACACCUUAUAUCAGUCAACAGUGUCCAAAAUCCCUUAGUGACCAGUCGUACCUUAAUCAACAUAAGCAAAUUCACACUAGAGGUAAAUCAUGUGAGUGCCAUCUGUGUGGAAAAGCCUUUAGUAAUUGCUCGAGCCUUAGGAGACACGAGAUGACUCACACUGGAGAGAAACCAUAUGAAUGCCAUAUCUGUGGGAAUGCCUUUAUUCAAAGCUCUGACCUUAGAAAACACAAUCUAACUCACACUGGAGAGAAACCAUAUGAAUGUCAUUUAUGUGGGAAAGCCUUCAGUCAGUCCUCCAACCUCAGACAGCACGAGAGAACGCACACUGGAGAGCAGCCAUAUGAAUGUCAUCUAUGUGGGAAAGCCUUCAGUAAAUGCUCUGCCCUUCGACGACACGAGAGAACUCACACUGGAGAAAAACCAUACGAAUGUCAUCUUUGUGGGAAAUCCUUCAGUCAGUGUUCUGCUCUUAGACGACACGAGGGAACGCACAAUGGAGAGAAAAUUAUGAAUGCCUUCAGUAAAUAUUCUGACCUUAGAUAACAGGAUAUUAAAAAUGUAACGAAUGUGGGCGAGACUUCAACCAUAGCUUUAACAUUUAAACACACCAGAGGACUUGAACACUGAAGAAACUGUAAUCAAUGUAGAAGAUCCUUUAGUCAUUCUUACUCAUUUGACGUCCACAAACUUACAUGGAAGAAGUCCCUACAUGUGACAUCUACGCAGCAAAACCAUAGCAGACAUGAGAGAACUCACUCUGUGAACAUAAGGAAUGGAGAGGCUUCAGCAACAGCUCUCAACUUUAAACACAUUAUCGGGCCUGCACAGGGGAAAGCCCCUAGGUCUGUAAUCACUGUGAACAGUAUGCACAUGGUGCACACAAGAAGACUCAGUGAAGUCUAAAAGAACACUAACACAAGAUGUAAGAGGAUCAAUGCUCUUGAGGAAUAACAAUUCAUAUUGCAGUGAAAAAUCAUGAGAAGCCCUUUGUUCAUAGAGAAGCAUUUAGGGCACAUGUGAGGAUUCGGACUGUACACAUCACUCAGUGUCGGUGAUCACGUAUUUCUCAGCCAGCAGUAAAGUUCUUACAUGAGAUGGCAGUCGUGAAAUCACAGUGGAGAGAACUUCAGGCAGAUUUUGUAUCAGGAAACUAAGUCUAGGGUAAAACCUCUAAAAUUAGAGCCUUUAACACAGUGUAGCCAAUAAUUCAGGAUUUUGAGAAAAAUAACUACUCAUGGGGAAAAUGUGGCAUAUAAAUGCAAAAAAAGUGAUCCAUGCAUA